AUGUCUGAAUGGAAAACCCAACCAACAGUACAUACAGUGAAAUGGUCACUGAGCCAAGACAUCUGCUCCAGCUUUUUCACAGAAUGUUGGCAUAUUGAUUCGUACCAUGGAAGCGGUACUUCAGGCAACGUGCCUCUGAGAUUACCACAGAUUUGUCCUCUGCAGCUUCAGCUGGGGGAUCUGCUUUUUGUUUCAUCAGAGCCAUCUUUUCAGUCUUAUGGCAUGAACCUGGCAAAUGUUUCCUUGGAAGGAUUUAUUCAAUGCCCUCAACCAAGCGAUGUCCAUCUGCACCAGCUUCUAUUUGACCAAGGGUUAAGUGGGAUGCAUCAAAUUGUUCCCAAGUGGCUUGGCGUUGGAACACAUUACUUUGCAGAGGUCUCAAUACAAGGACCUCUUUUAUGUGGUUUUGGGCUUCGAUUGAAUGUGACAGUGAAGCCACAUGCUUGUCAGAAGUAUUCAAACUCAACGUUUUGCUCUGGUCAUGGCAAAUGUUUAAGUCAUAUCUGGGAUGAAGCCUAUCAUUGCCAUUGCAGUCAUCCCUAUUCUGGACAGUACUGCCAAGAAAUUGAUAAGUGUUCUAGUAAACCUUGCCACAACCAUGGCAUCUGCAUUAGCAGAAAGAGCCAAAGAGAAGAUGUUGAAGAUUCUUAUGAAUGCAUCUGCCUCCACUCAUUUACAGCUCACAGAAGAAACUGUUCAGAAAUAUUUGGGCAGUGUCAGCGGCAUAGUUGUGGCAACGGUAGCUGUAGCAAUGUUUAUCCAAAUACUUUUAGAUGCCGGUGUGAUAAAACUGCUACAGGUAAGAAAUGA
Notechis scutatus (mainland tiger snake) is the source of this 810-nucleotide messenger RNA. The record is from RefSeq and is a predicted model, not a curated record. NCBI's taxonomy places the organism in Eukaryota, Metazoa, Chordata, Lepidosauria, Squamata, Elapidae.